AUGUCGUCGUCCUCGUCGUCGGCGGCCUCGAUGGGCGCGCUCGCCGCGGCCACCGCCAUGGCCGUCUCCGGCUCGCUCGUCCUCUUCUCGCUCCGCCGCUUCGCCAAGCCAGCUUCGGAGGAGCCCGCGCCGGCCCUUCGCUCCUGCCUCGCAUCCUCAGGUACGUACUACGUUGCAGCAGCUGCUGUUCCCAAGCGUGCGCGGCGGAAGGGGGAGAAGCGGGUGCGGUUCGCGGAGGGCGUGGUGGACAAUGAGGGCGCCGCCCCGCCGGUCAGGCGGUCUCCGUCGCCCCCGCCGGCGCCCGCGCCCGAGCCGACGUGCAGGACCACGGACGCGGCGGGCCACCGGAUGCCGGCCAACCGGGAGGCGCUCUACCGCGGCAUGCUCCGCGACCGCUCCGUGCACAGGACCGCCUACUCGUACUGA
Messenger RNA from Lolium rigidum, 426 nucleotides. RefSeq lists its product as uncharacterized. Bases 1 to 426 code for a protein of 141 amino acids. The transcript is spliced from 2 exons. NCBI's taxonomy places the organism in Eukaryota, Viridiplantae, Streptophyta, Magnoliopsida, Poales, Poaceae. The record is from RefSeq and is a predicted model, not a curated record.